UUCUACUUUCACUAUCGUCGUUAGCGCACGUCACACCUAGACGACAAGUCAACAGAGAAGCUGAUGAUAUGGCGACAAUGGCUAAACAGAGAAAAAGUCAUGUAAACAUCAGACCACCACCUAAGUACCAGAAAGCAAAGCUGGAUUAUGAGAUCGAAGAGGAUGAAGAUAGUUCAACAAGUUCACAGACGCCAUCAAUAGACAGAACUAGAGACUUGCCAAACUCCAUUGACGAAGACAAAUUGAGGAAUUGGGAAGGAAAGAUUUUGGGAUCAGCAUCAGGAGUAUUUACCUUUAAAGUAUCUCUACCAGCUUUAAUGUUAGCAAUAGCUGUAGGAUAUUACAUAAAGAUUGUCGAAAACCACUAUGAACAUAAAUUCGAAGAGUUAAUGCAAUAUGGAGAUAAUUUGAAAAAAAUAAAGACACUUUCUGAAAAAGUUCCGUCUUUAGAAGACCGAUUAUCCAAGUUCCAGGAAGGAUUAAUACAAAUUGAUGAACGUGUGAUUGGUAUGCAAAGAGAAAUACGUACAGCAAACGAUAAAUUAACAAACGUAGAAUCAAGAGUUAGUUCAAUAUCGGAUACCAGUAGCAAACUAGAACACGAUUUACCAAUACAAAGGAAAAGAUUUGAUGAAAUGGAAUAUAAACUCAAUAAAAUGGGCAUUAAUAUUUCCGAUAUAUCAAAAAAUAUUACCUCAUUUGAAGAUCAAUUAAAUGCUGUUAAGGAGCAAAUUACAAUGACAGAAAAAAAUCAGACAUCUCUGAAAGGUUUGCUUAACAUAACAGUUGAAAAAGCCGAAAAUGUCCACAAACAUGUAUCUAAAAUACAAAAUAUGUAUUCUGAAAUACAGGUUCAUUUGCCUAUUAUAGAGAAAAUCAACAAAUCUGUUACCGUGAUAAUGACAAUUCAUCAACAUCUUCCUCAACUUCAAAGGCGCCUUCGUGGAAAUAAAAUUCGAAUCCAUGGUUUAGAGCUGGAGGUUAAUAAUACUGAGCCAAGAUUUAAUGCUUUAAAGUUAACAUCAGAAAGUGUAGGCAAAACUGUUAAUCAUGUUAGGGAUACACUGACAGAUAUUGAAACGAAAGUAAAGCUGUCUCAAGACGAUCUAUUUCAGCUAAAACAAGGCAUGUCGAACACAGGAAACAUCUUUAAGAAUAGACUGACAAAAUUAGAAGAAGAUUUGGAAACAUCUAAUGGUAAAAUUUUAAAGAGGACAAGUCAAUUAGAUACUGACAUUUCCUCAACAGAAGUUAAAAUAGGUACCAUGAUUGUCAAAGUAGACGAUUACAUGGGGAAACUAGGAAAGUUUGAAAGUUAUGUGGAUUCCCUCAGCGCUGAUGUUAAUAAGAUGAAACCAAUUGUUGAUUAUGCUGACCUUAAGUUACCGGAACUUGAUAUAGACGUUAGAAAUCUGCAGUCACAAAAUACGGGACUGUUCGAACCCAUCAAUGUAUGUGUAGCUUUGGCAUUUAUAUUGAUUGCUGUGCUUUUUUAUCUGAUAUAUUUCCGCUAUGAGAAUGAUGGAACGCAAUUUAGAGAGCAUCAGAGAACAGAAUCGCAUUCGACUCCACCCUUUAUAUCACAGAGGGCUCCUAGUAUACUGGAUAGGAUUCAUAGAGUUCCGGUCUUUGAAAACAAAGUAUGUGUAUUGAGCUUUUACUCUGAAACUAUGAAUUUGCAUAAACAAUUGGUAAAAUCGGCUCUAGCAUCAAGCAGAAGAGGAAACAACAUAGAAGUUAUCCAGCAUCUGGUCAGAAGACAUGAAGAUAUCUCCAGUAUUCCACCUGCGAGAUAUAUUUUUGUAUUUGUCGACUUCAAUGAGCGCAAUGUGAUCUUAGAGAAUCCUGGACAGGACUUAGGCGAUAAGAAACUAGUGACUGUACAAGCUGCGCAGAAAAUUGGUGCUGAUGUAUUUGUGACAUAUGUGAGGGACAGAGGAUCAAACCAAUUAGUUCCAGGUAACUUGUAUAACCAGGAAUUGUCAGCUUUCACAAGUCAUCAUGUCUUGAGGACAUUGGAAAACAAGCAAAGAUGUUUCAGUGUAUAUGAAACAUUUAACAACACACAAAAAGAUUCUAUUGUCCGUUCAAUAUCAUAAGACAAUUAUCAUGUCCUUAAGAGAUUGUGAAACAACCAGAGAUGUUUUAGUGUAUAUGAAACAUUUAACAACACACAAAAAGAACCUAUUGUCUGAACAAUAUCAUGAGACUUUAUACUUUAUUGAAUUGUCAUUGACAUGUGUUGACACUUCAUUUUCUAAUAUUUUAGGCAACUGGGUGUUCUUUUUUUUACUUUUACGUUUAUUUUAUUUUUAAAGGCGAGGAAUCAUCAGAUAACAAACUCUUAACAUGAAUUUUAGUUGUGUUUUCUUACGUUAUGUUGUGUUUUGAUGAAGUGAGUUUUAAUUUCAGUUGAUGCGUGAAUCCUAUUAAUGUACUAACUUGUAUUGUAAAAAUGAUACUAUAAUAAAAAUGAUACCGAUGUCAGUUCAUA
This is a messenger RNA of Mytilus trossulus (common blue mussel), 2494 nucleotides long. RefSeq lists its product as uncharacterized. The record is from RefSeq and is a predicted model, not a curated record. NCBI's taxonomy places the organism in Eukaryota, Metazoa, Mollusca, Bivalvia, Mytilida, Mytilidae. The coding region runs from base 69 to 2099 and encodes 676 amino acids. The transcript has 6 exons.